AUGGCAUUGGGCGGUGAAGAUCACGAAGAUGUGUUCUCAGAUGGGGAAGAAAAUGAAUUAAGUCGGCGACUGAAAGUUCAGAUCAAUGAGAAGGAUUUGCUAUGCGUGAACGGAUGUGGUUUUUAUGGAACUCCACAAUGGGGAAAUCGCUGUUCGAAAUGUUGGCGUGAACACCAAUUAGCAGAAAAAAGGAGUCAGGACUAUGCGAAAAAUAGGACCUUACUUGGUUUUGACAAUUUCCAAGAACGCCGUAAAGCUGCAACUGAAAGUCGCACUCUGACGAUCAAGAAGAUUUUUCGAUCCCCUUCAAUGCUAGCAUCUACUUCAAGUAAAACUAGGCAGCUCAGUCCAGAUAGCAAGGCAGCUAGGGAGGUGCUAACUGAUUUCCUGGUGAUGAGUUUGCCGACAGCUAUUCUACAGGAAAUCACUCGUCAAGUGAAAUAUGCUGUGAUGAAAAUUUCUGAGCUCCGAGUGACACCGGACGAGCUAUCUGAGCUAGUUCAAAGCUUCUACCAAUAUCUCAUCGACAAAUUAAGCCAAAAUCCAUUUUUCAACCAAGACAAGUGUAAAGUAAAAGUCGAAGAUGUCAUUUCCGAAGUGGAGAAAUACAUAUGCGUUUGCUGUUAUAAUAGUCUGUUUUGCGCAAGCUCUGAUGAAGAAGUGGCUGAUCUCUCCUUGCAAGAUCGUAUCCGAUCGUUGAACUGGGUAACAGCUGGGUUUCUUGAAACGAAACUCGAUUUCAGUCGACAAACGGUUCGUAACCUUCUUGAUGAUGCUAUCGCGGAAAUGAUAGAUAUAAACAGUCAUCGGCGAUCAGAUGAGAAGCUCGAUUGUCUUGUUAGGUGUUCGCACAAAAUUUUCGAGGCUCUCAAAGAGAGCGGUGCUCCGACAAGUGCUGAUGAAUUUCUUCCCGUACUGAUAUAUGUUCUUUUAAAAGGCAACCCACCAUUGAUUCAAUCGAAUGUGAAGUUCAUUAGUAGAUUUGCGUUGCCAUCACGCAUAAUGAGCGGUGAAUCAGGAUAUUUCUUCACAAACCUUUCUUGCGCUCUGCAAUUCGUCCAAGAUAUGAAUUAUGCUAGUCUGAAAAUGGAACGAUCUGAAUUUGAAGCGUACACAUCCGGUGAUCUCGUGCCUCCACUGAAUAUGAUCAACUGUGGCUGUAAUCAGGUGAUUCAGUCCUAUUUGUUGUGUUUAAUUUCCGAGAAAUGUUAUGUUGACCGAGAGAAGCAGUAA
Molecule: messenger RNA, 1233 nt
Organism: Haemonchus placei
Lineage: Eukaryota; Metazoa; Nematoda; Chromadorea; Rhabditida; Trichostrongylidae
Source: the annotation of a GenBank genome assembly